UAGUAUUUGCCUAACUCUGAGGGUUUGAGUUUCCAAGAAGGUUAUCACUUUUGAUCUAAAAAGUCUCAAUGAAACAAACACAUCAAAUCUAAACUACCCACAAGGCCACAACUAUAAUCAGAACUGAAGUAUAGAAGAUGAGCAUAUCUGAUCAAACUUUUGGCUCUGAGAGAUAGAUGGAGAGAGGUGACGAAUAUAUCAAUAAUGGCAGACCACAUGAGGUGGAGAUCCAAAGAUUUGAUCUGGAGCGUCAAUCAUACACAUGUCCCCAGGUAGAUGGGACACACUUUUGCCUCAAAGUUGCUGUUACUGCUACCGACAAGCUUUGCUGUUUUUUUCCUUUGUCCUUCUCAAAAACAGUUCCCUCUAACAAUAUAUAUAGCUUUAUAUUCCCUUUUAACAUCUUUAUAACACUCAGCUGCCACCAAGCCUCAUCUUCAUCUUUACCAUCAACUUCUCUAUAUCUCUCUGUCCUCUCACUACGUGAAACAACCAAAAGCUUUAACUUAGAAGAGGGUUUUAGUUAAAGAAAAGAUUACUGAGAAAAUGGAUGAGUUUGUUAACCUAAAGGCAACGGAGCUGAGGCUAGGAUUACCAGGAACAGACAAUGUGUGUGAACAAAGAGAAAGAGCUUCUUGCAAUACUAAUAUCAAUAAGAGAGCAUUAGAAGCUGAUGCUGAGAAUGAGUCUGAGUCGUCAAGGAUGAAAACAGAAACAUCCCAGCCUAGAAAGGCUCAGAUUGUAGGAUGGCCACCAGUUAGAUCUUACAGGAAGAACAUCAUUCAGACAAAGAAGAACGAAUCUGAACGUGAGAGUCAAGGAAUCUAUGUGAAAGUAAGUAUGGAUGGUGCACCAUACUUGAGGAAAAUUGAUUUGAGUUGUUGCAAAGGAUACUCAGACUUGGUCAAAGCUUUAGAGACCAUGUUCAAGAUCUCCGUGGGAGAGUAUUCUGAGAGAGAUGGAUAUAAAGGGUCAGAGUUUGUGCCUACUUAUGAAGACAAAGAUGGUGACUGGAUGCUCAUUGGAGAUGUUCCAUGGGAGAUGUUUGUAUGCAGUUGCAAGAGAUUAAGGAUCAUGAAAGGUUCAGAAGCCAAGGGUUUAGGCUCUGUUGUAUGAGACAAAACUUGAGGAAACCUAAGAGAGGCACAAGAACCUACAGAGAACAGAGUUUCUCUGCAUGUGCUCAGGUUGUCAGGGUUAUGGGUGAGAGAUAUGUUCAUCAGAUGGUAUUUAAGUCAUAGCCAAUUUUUUUUACCUCAACGGUAAAUUUCAAAUGUAGAUAAAUGGUCUUCAGCAUAUGGAAACUGAAACCUAACUACUUUUUGUUACAGAUACAAAGGCAAAAGGUUGUCCUUGGUCUGUGGUUAUGUACUACAUUUUUAAAAGGUUGUUAUGAGAUUGAAUACUUCAUCUAAUGUUUGUAACAUGGUUUGUGUUGUCAUUGAUCAAAAAUAUUUUUUCAAGCAAUUCCAAUUUUCUGUUUUGAUUCUC
Eruca vesicaria subsp. sativa (arugula) is the source of this 1491-nucleotide messenger RNA. The record is from the annotation of a GenBank genome assembly. NCBI's taxonomy places the organism in Eukaryota, Viridiplantae, Streptophyta, Magnoliopsida, Brassicales, Brassicaceae.